Molecule: messenger RNA, 216 nt
Organism: Babesia bigemina
Lineage: Eukaryota; Apicomplexa; Aconoidasida; Piroplasmida; Babesiidae
Exons: 2
Coding region: 1-216 (71 amino acids)
Source: RefSeq, a predicted model, not a curated record
AUGGACCGGUCGGGAUUCGAACCCGAGACCUUCCGCAUGCAAAGCGGACGCGAUACCCCUACGCCACCAGCCCCGCUGUGCGGGCCGCUUAUUGUUGUACGAAGAUCCGUUAUCGGUCGGGGCACGUAUGUCGACGACGGCAAGCUAAAAUCGUCGUUCUUAGGGACUUUUAAAAAGGUAGGAUACCUCCACAAUAUUGCAGUAGUUGCGUAUUGA